Messenger RNA from Peromyscus eremicus (cactus mouse), 1075 nucleotides. RefSeq names its product dynein light chain Tctex-type family member 5 (gene Dynlt5). Gene Ontology annotation, molecular function: dynein intermediate chain binding. The record is from RefSeq and is a predicted model, not a curated record. Gene Ontology annotation, biological process: microtubule-based movement. The coding region runs from base 312 to 833 and encodes 173 amino acids. The transcript is spliced from 5 exons. NCBI's taxonomy places the organism in Eukaryota, Metazoa, Chordata, Mammalia, Rodentia, Cricetidae. Gene Ontology annotation, cellular component: cytoplasm; cytoplasmic dynein complex.
GCCAGGGCUCAGAUGCCCCCAGAAUCACUUGUCACGAUUGCAGUGUGGCUUUGAAACUAUGCCUCAUCCAGGGCCUGCAGGGGAUUCUAUCACCUGGCCUUGACCUUCACCUCCCUUCCUCUCCGAUGAGCACUAGCCCACAGCUUCAAGAACCCAUCCUAACCUUCCGCCCACACUCAUGACUACUCUGUUCUGUUAAUCACCACUCCAGAUUUCCUUCAAUCAGGCCAGGGCUAGACUUUUCACAAGAGGCGUCUUACAGAAGGAAGGAUUUAUUGGAGCUUAUGGUUCCAGAAGAGUAAGUGUCCGUCAUGGCAGCGAGGCAUAGAAGCAAGCAGCAGGGACAGCAGCUAGAGCCAAGUGCCGGGAGCUCACACUGGGAGCUACAAGGACAAAGCAGAGAGAACAAAGUUUCCCACAGUACCGUGUCCCACGCGGAUGAGCCCAGCCGGCCUGAUGAAGCCUCCUGCCUUACAGUUCGCAUGGAAAACACCUACCAGUUAGGUCCCACGAAAUAUUUUCCCGUGGCCACUGUCAAUCGUAUUUUGAAAGAUGUACUAACUGCCCAUCUACAAGAAGCAAAAUAUGACCCUGAGUCCUGCAGACAGAUGACUAAAACGAUUUCUGAGGUUAUUAAAGCCCGGGUCAAAGAGUUAAUGAUUCCCCGGUAUAAACUAAUUGUGACUGUUUACAUUGGACAACAAGAUGGUCAGAGCAUACUUAUUGGCAGCAGGUGCCUCUGGAAUCCUAAAAGUGAUACCGUUUCAUCCUACACUUUCAGAAAUUCGACCCUCUUUGCACUUGCAAAUGUCUACGCGGUUUACUUUGAGUAACUGAAAAUGAGAAGGACGGUCCCGGUAUCUUAAAAUCAUCGAACAGGCUCUGUCUCUGUAUCCACAAAAGUUCUAUGGGCAAAACCCGUGAGAAAGAAGCAAGACGAACAUGGCAAACAACUAGAAGUUUCCAUCACUCUUGUGAGAACUGGUGGAGGGAGGGGAGCCCAAGAAAGAACCUUGUUUCUCCAAGACAGAAGUUGAAUGUGGUCCACAUAAACAUAGAUGCUGACUAAAUAUUA